Molecule: messenger RNA, 1207 nt
Organism: Scylla paramamosain (green mud crab)
Lineage: Eukaryota; Metazoa; Arthropoda; Malacostraca; Decapoda; Portunidae
Product: valine--tRNA ligase-like
Exons: 5
Coding region: 126-770 (214 amino acids)
Biological process (GO): valyl-tRNA aminoacylation
Cellular component (GO): cytosol
Molecular function (GO): valine-tRNA ligase activity; ATP binding
Source: RefSeq, a predicted model, not a curated record
UGACAAUUAUAGUUUUAGAUCCUCAUCAGUCACUGCUACAUCUUGCAACCAGUAUUUGGAGAACACAGUGAGAAUAAUUGAGGGUGGUUGCAUCACCCUCAAUCACGAUCUACAAAACUCAAACGAUGACCAAAGGGGCAAUGGAUCUGUACAUGAGUGAGGUGGCGAGGGGCGUGGCCAGGGGGCGGCUAGCAGCGUGUGCCACCAGGGAAAUGUGUAUGAACAUAAAAAAAGGCGCCUGUCAAGAAAGGUUCGUUCGGUGCAAGGAGUUGGCACAGGAGGUGUCUGAGGCUGUGCAGAGCGGCCGUCUGAACCUGGUGCCACAGCUGCACAGGAGGGCAUGGCAUAGCUGGCUGGACAACAUCACAGACUGGUGUGUCUCCCAGCAACUCUGGUGGGGCCACAGAAUGCCAGUGUACCACAUCACUGCAGCAGACGGCCGGGAGGUGUGGGUGGCAGCUGCUCGGAGGAAGAUGCAAGGCGGAAGGCUGUGGAGAAGGAAGACUGUGCUGCUGCAUGGCCUCCUGUGUGAUGGUGGCGGCCACAAGACAUCCAAGUCCUGGGGCAAUGUGAUAAACCCCCUGGAUGUGAUCAGUGGGGCGUCCCUGGAGGUACUGUGUGAGAGGAUGGAGGGGAGCCUGAAUACAGAAGAGGUACUCACUGGUAUCAGGAGGAACUUCCCCACAGGCAUCCCAGAGUGUGGAGCUGAUGCCCUUUGGUUCACCCUGUGCUCCACCAACUUCAAUAGUCAGUGUGGCAUAGAUAGAUGAAUGUGUAUAACUUUGUGGUGCAUUGAGUCUUGUGUGGGGUAACUGGGUUGGUGUAUGGAUCAAUGAAUGGAGUAGAGAUAAGAUUUUGGUGAGUGCUCUUGUAAGAUUAGGGUAGGAGUGCUUCUCGUCUCCGUCAAGGGCUAAGGUGUUGAGUGUUGAUUGAGUGAGGGUGAAAAUUGUGUGUUUUGGUAUAUGUAGGAGAUAAGAUUUUAAUGAGUGCUCUUGUAAAGUUAGGGUAGGAGUGCUUCUCAUCUCAAUCAAGGGCUAAGGUGUUGUGUGUUGAGUGAGUGAGGGUGAAAAUUGUGUUUUUGUUUUGGUAUAUGUAGGAGAUAAGAUUUUAGUGAGUGCUCUUGUAAGGUUAGGAUAGGAGUGCUUCUCAUCUCCAUCAAGGGCUAAGGUGUUGAGUGUUGAGUGAGUGUUUAAAUAUAUUUGUAGGA